ACAGUGGGCGGGUCCAGCGCUGCUCUUCCGGUGGAGACGUGGCUCUGCACUGCUGCCAUAUUGACGCUAGCUAGCUAACAAUCACACAACUUGAAGUCAGCUGUAUAUUCGCACCCUGCUAUUCCGGAGGGACGAGAAAUCAUCAAGGCAAGAAACACGAGAGACGGAAGAUCGUCGUACCAUAGAGAGAGACCAAAAUGGUGCUGUUGGCAGCGGCGGUGUGCACCAAGGCCGGCAAGGCCAUUGUAUCGCGGCAGUUUGUGGAAAUGACCCGGACGCGCAUCGAGGGUCUCCUGGCUGCGUUCCCUAAACUGAUGAACACGGGCAAGCAGCACACCUUUGUGGAAACAGACAGUGUUCGCUAUGUGUACCAGCCACUGGAGAAACUCUACAUGGUCCUCAUCACCACCAAGAACAGCAACAUCCUGGAGGACCUGGAGACACUCAGACUCUUCUCCCGCGUGAUCCCAGAAUACUGUCGUGUGCUGGAGGAGAGCGAAAUAUCCGAGCACUGUUUCGACCUGAUCUUUGCCUUCGAUGAGAUUGUGGCACUAGGCUACAGAGAGAACGUCAACCUGGCUCAGAUCCGCACCUUCACAGAGAUGGACUCCCACGAGGAGAAGGUUUUCCGUGCUGUCAGAGAGACUCAGGAAAGAGAGGCCAAGGCAGAGAUGAGGAGGAAGGCCAAGGAGCUGCAGCAGGCUAGGAGGGAUGCCGAGCGCUCCGGAAAGAAGGUGCCAGCCUUUGGCGGCUUCGGCAGCGCCGGCAUGACCAGCGUCUCCUCAGGGUCCAUCAUCACAGACACUAUUGUUGAGCCCGAGAAGCCCAAGAUCACAGCAGCUCCAGUCAGACCAAGUGGACCCAGUAAGGCUCUGAAACUGGGUGCUAAGGGGAAAGAGGUGGAUAACUUUGUUGACAAGCUCAAGUCCGAGGGUGAAACCAUCAUGCCCACCACAGGAAAGAGGGGCUCAGAUGUAUCUAAAGCUCUACCACCACCAGUCAAUGUGGAGAGUGUACAUCUGCGCGUGGAGGAAAAGAUCUCGCUGACUUGUGGCCGUGACGGCGGCCUACAGAACAUGGAGGUGCUGGGUAUGGUGACACUCCGAGUCACAGACGACAAGAACGGACGCAUCCGCCUCAUCAUCAACAAUAAUGACAACAAAGGAUUGCAGCUGCAAACACAUCCCAAUGUGGACAAGAAGUUGUUCACAGCUGACUCAGUGAUUGGCCUGAAGAACCCAGAGAAGUCCUUCCCUCUCAACAAUGAUGUUGGUGUGCUGAAGUGGAGACUACAGACCACAGACGAGUCCCUCAUACCUCUAACCAUAAACUGCUGGCCUUCAGAGAGCGGUACUGGCUGUGAUGUCAACAUUGAAUACGAGCUGCAGGAGGAGAGCCUCGAGCUCAACGACGUGGUGAUCAGCAUCCCAGUACCGUCUGGUGUGGGAGCCCCUGUGAUUGGUGAUCUGGAUGGAGAGUACAAACAUGACAGCAGGCGAAACGUCCUGGAGUGGUGCCUACCUGUCAUCGAUGCCAACAACAAGACCGGCAGCCUGGAGUUCAGCAUCGCCGGACAGCCCAAUGAUUUCUUCCCUAUCAAUGUGUCCUUUGUGUCCAAGCGCAACUACUGCGACAUCCAGGUUACCAAAGUGACUCACGUAGAUGGCGACAGCUCCGUUAGAUUCUCUUCAGAAACCUCCUUUGUUGUCGACAAAUACGAAAUCCUGUAAAAAAAUAUUCAGAGAAAACGUCAAAAUCAAAAAAUCACCAACAAAAAAAAGUCCAAAUCUAUGCUACAGAGAAAGAUUGAAGAUUUCUUGCCUGCCCACCCUGUAUACUAUUUCAGAGACUGUGUACAUCGACAGGACUACGUCAGCCCUCUGGCAAAGCCUCUUCCUGUGGUGGAGCAGAGCAGCGGUGGUGUAUUUAUAUGUUUGUAUGAGAGAGGAUCAUCUAUAUAUAGAGUUAAUUGAAACCAACAAACACACACAAAAGAAAAAAACUACACUGAUGCUGUUGUGUUCGCCAAGCAGAACUGUAAAGAGGACUUCAGACUAAGUAGAGGAUGACUGCGGGGGUGCAGGAGAGGCCAGCGGCCGUCUCCUCGUCCAUCUAUCAGUGAAACCCUGCCAGGAGGUAGAGAGGGAGAACAGGGACCUGAGGCCACUGCAUCAGUCUCCACUAGAGUGAGCGCUGCUAGUUUAGCAUCCCCUCCGAGAAUCAUGCAUCCUCUCCACAACCUUUUCUUCUUCACGCUCACGUUGCAAUGGUUCAAAGCCGUUCUUGAAUGGGGUUCUUGCUUUCUGUCUUUUCAGAUUCUCUUAUCCAUAAUAACUGCAGAAUUGUAGCUGUCAAUCAUUAUAAGCCUGUCACUCUUUAAUCGUUAAACUAUUGUGAUUUGCUCUAUCUCACUUCAGAUGAUUGUUUUUUUUUCUUUCUUGUGAGGACGCAUGAGUUUUAGUUUUUGUAGAGAGGUGAAAAGCCUGUGCUCAGUAUUAUUUGUCUGUUCUGUCUGAGGUUAUCAUCCAGCAACGUGUCCUUUUUAUUUUUAACUUGAUAUUUUUUACUGUUGCUGUA
Messenger RNA from Morone saxatilis (striped sea-bass), 2577 nucleotides. RefSeq names its product archain 1b (gene arcn1b). Lineage: Eukaryota; Metazoa; Chordata; Actinopteri; Moronidae. The transcript has 10 exons. Gene Ontology annotation, cellular component: COPI vesicle coat; cytosol. Bases 198 to 1730 code for a protein of 510 amino acids. Gene Ontology annotation, biological process: Golgi localization; retrograde vesicle-mediated transport, Golgi to endoplasmic reticulum; endoplasmic reticulum to Golgi vesicle-mediated transport. The record is from RefSeq and is a predicted model, not a curated record.